Molecule: messenger RNA, 342 nt
Organism: Parnassius apollo (apollo)
Lineage: Eukaryota; Metazoa; Arthropoda; Insecta; Lepidoptera; Papilionidae
Source: the annotation of a GenBank genome assembly
AUGGCACGUUUAACAGCAGCAGAAAAACAAAAGCGAUAUCGAGAUAGGCUUAAAAAUAACCCUGAAAAAUAUGAAGAAAACAAAAGAAAACAUAGAGAGCACUACCACAAAGUGAAAAGAUUAGCAAAAGAUUUGUCACCGAAGGAAAGAAAACAAGCUAAUUUGAUUUGGAAACUAAGGCAAAGGGAAUAUAGGAAAAGAAGAAAGAAUCUACAAAGUAUUAUAGAUGUGACACCGCCAAGUUCUCCAUUACCUAGAGUACAAGAUAUUCAAGCAGUCCACCAACCACCACCGGCACCACCGGUUUCAAAUGCGUCUAGAGGGCGAGAACGAAAAAAGUGA